UAAAAUAUAAACAGCUGUCAAAGUGUGUUUAUUGUUUUUAAUAAUUAAAACCUUAUUAUUAAUUGUGCAAAUUAAAUAUAUUAUUAAAUGUAAAGAUUUAACAUAUUUUUUUUAAAACAAUAUAUUAAUUAUUUAUCAACAAACGUUUAGUUGUUAUUGAAACUUUUUGAGGUUAGGUUUUGUUAUAAUUUUUCUAACAAUGGAAUAUAAAUUUUUAAAAUCUAUUGACUGUCAACAAGGUGCUGUUCGAGCUGUAAGAUUUAGUGUCGACGGUGCUUAUUGUUUAACAUGCGGAUCGAAUAGAAGAGUUAAACUUUGGAAUCCUUACACGGGAUCUCUUUUAAAAACUUAUAGCGGUCAUGGCGAUGAAGUAAUGGAUGCACAAUCAUCUUGUGACAGUGGUCAAAUAGUUUCUGGUGGAUUAGAUAAAUCUGUAAUUCUUUGGGAUGUUGCAACAGGAACACCGACUCGUAGAUAUAGAGGACACGUUGCACCUGUUACGUCUGUAAGAUAUAAUGAGGAAUCAUCAAUGGUUGUCUCAGGUUCUCGUGAUAAUUCUGUAAUGUGUUGGGAUGUUCGAUCAAGAGCCCAAGAUCCCGCUCAAACGUUAAACGAUGCAAAAGAUUCAAUUUCAAGUGUUAAAGUUUCUGAUUAUGAAAUUUUAUCAUCUUCUUUUGAUUGUAAAAUUCGAAGAUACGAUAUGAGAAAUGGUGAACUUCUCACGGACUACAUGGGAGAAAUUGUAACCUGUGCAAGUUUUACCAGAGAUGGUCAAUGUAUUUUAGUCAGUUGUGCCGAUGGAAUUAUUAGAUUAAUCGAUAAGGAAACAGGCGAACUUCUUGGUGAAUAUUCAGGUAUUCCAAGAACUGAUUUAUGUCUUGAGUCAAGUGUCGAUUGUAAUGAUAUGAGAAUUCUUUCCGGCUCAAGCGAUGGACAUCUUUAUGUUUGGGAAUUAGUUUCACAAAAAUUAUUAACAAAAUUAACAGCCGAUAAACCAUUAAUACAUGCAACAGUUUCAAUUAGCGUUCAUCCACAGAAAAAUUGUUUUCUCGCCUCGAAUGGAAUGAAUAUUUACAUGUGGGAAAGUGUAACAAAAAACGACUCGGAAUAAAGAAAAGAAAAAGAAAAAGUAAGACAAUUCGUAAUUAUGAUAAAAUUUUUAAAUUUCAGAAUUAAAAAUCAAUAAUUAAAAUUUUAUUAAAGAAAAUUUAAUAGAAAUAAAUGAAUUUCAUAUCUCUUGUAAUAUAACAAUUUUUUUUUGUUUAAUUUUGCAAAAAAAAUGAACUAGACAAGUGAAUGUUGAGUCAUGUAAAAAAUAUAAAGUUAAUCUUUAAUCAAAUAAGAUGCCAAUUAAUAUUGUAUAUAUAUAUAUAUAUA
Messenger RNA from Leptopilina boulardi, 1377 nucleotides. RefSeq names its product WD repeat domain-containing protein 83. Gene Ontology annotation, molecular function: protein binding. Gene Ontology annotation, biological process: mRNA splicing, via spliceosome. Lineage: Eukaryota; Metazoa; Arthropoda; Insecta; Hymenoptera; Figitidae. The coding region runs from base 200 to 1111 and encodes 303 amino acids. Gene Ontology annotation, cellular component: catalytic step 2 spliceosome. The transcript has 4 exons. The record is from RefSeq and is a predicted model, not a curated record.